Messenger RNA from Ctenocephalides felis (cat flea), 1220 nucleotides. Its product is annotated as ERC protein 2. The transcript has 6 exons. The coding region runs from base 81 to 1220 and encodes 379 amino acids. The record is from RefSeq and is a predicted model, not a curated record. NCBI's taxonomy places the organism in Eukaryota, Metazoa, Arthropoda, Insecta, Siphonaptera, Pulicidae.
GGAAUAAUAAACUAUUGUAGUAAAUUGUGAAACAGUGAUCAAAUAUCUCGCUUGAACAUUAAUUAAUAAAAAGUGCAGCUAUGGAGUGUGCAGGGGCUGUUAGUGUUAACGGCGGCCAACACGUGAUUGUACCAUUACGGACGGGCGGUAAAAAGAUGCGAAAAAGGCGUGAUUUAGACGCAAUGUUGGUGUCGGCUCGCGGAUGUGCUGCUAGGAGAGAGAGGCCUCUUCUCGUACCAUCUACAGACGAGCAGGAGGAAAUGGACACACACGAUGCAUCAGUAUCUAAAUCAUCUAGGUCUAAACGUAGUUGGUGGCUUUGUGGAGUCAAAGCGAACGGAGCGGCUUGCCGAGCUUCGAGAAGGGCUUGUAAAAUUCUUCUGUUGUGCGCCUGUUUGCUGGCGGCAUGCGCAGCCCUCUGGUUGUUUGCAGACGUACGCGUUCAAAUGGCAUCGCUGAGACAACAGGUCGAAUUAGUAUCGGCUGGCAGCAAAGGUGUACCCGAAGCUUUACAACAGUGCCAUGAAACGACGCGGAAUCUUGCAGCAAAUCAAACAAUGCUUGCAGGAAAAACGGACGAUUUGUCUGAAAGACUAACGAAUCUAACUCAACAAUUAUUUGCGGUGCAAUCUGAACUGGACGCUAUUAAAUCAAAAUUGAAAUCGUCUCCUGAACUUGUUAAAGUACCUCAACAAUUAAGUGAUCUAUCAAAUAGUGUAGCUCAAUUCGGAUCUCAAAUAAAAGACUUAGAAGCUACUGUAGGCAGCCUUAAAGACCAGGGAAAUCGAAUGCAAACUACAUCAGAUUUGUUAAAAUCGAAUAUAACGACUUUGCAGGCACAAAUGACUAACCAGAGCAAAGCUAACACGGCAGCUUUGCAGUUACCGGAUCAGCGCGAGCAAGCUGCUGCUAGGGAGCAACUAAUGCGUGAUAUAGAAUUAACUAAACAACAACUUAUAUUAGCGAAUACAACUUUAUCUAAGCAAUUACAAUGGACAACUGAUGAACAAAAAUCUAAUAAAGCAAAAAUUGAAAAUUUGCUUGAGAACAAAGUCAAAGUAGACACCGAGAUAGCAACCCUGCAAGAAAGUCAAACAACUUUUGUUAAGAAAAUGGAAAAUCUCGAAAAGUCUGUUGGUAAUCUUUCUCAGAAGUUAAAUGAAACGAAAGCUCCACCCACAAAUGGCCACACAAGCAAAGGAAAUGCAAUCACAGAUUAA